Molecule: messenger RNA, 794 nt
Organism: Danio aesculapii
Lineage: Eukaryota; Metazoa; Chordata; Actinopteri; Cypriniformes; Danionidae
Gene: tac3b
Product: tachykinin precursor 3b
Exons: 7
Coding region: 94-441 (115 amino acids)
Biological process (GO): tachykinin receptor signaling pathway; positive regulation of blood pressure
Source: RefSeq, a predicted model, not a curated record
GCGCACACCUGCGAGCCUGAACACACAGAGAAGAACCUGAACAGCAUCCUGUUAACACCAGCUCAUAUUACUGCUUGAAUAAGGUGUGCGAGGAUGUCCUGCGGCUGGUUGCUCGCGCUGCUCGUCCACGUGCUGCUGCUGCUCGCGUGCCCGAGACUCUCGCGGAGCGCCCUCGACUACUCCUUCACUGAAAACAGUGACGCCCAGCCUGAGCGCUACGACAAACGAUAUGAUGAUAUUGAUUACGACAGUUUCGUCGGCCUGAUGGGCAGGAGGAGCACAGGAAUAAAUCGUGAGGCACAUUUGCCAUUUAGACCUAAUAUGAAUGACAUCUUUGUCGGACUGUUAGGACGGAGAAACACCUUGUCUUCUAUGAGAAAAGAGAGGAGAGGGAACAUUUUCUUCAAGGAUGGGAGACUGAGGUUUUGCUGUGGUGUAUGAAGCUUUCUCUAAGAACUAAUCCAACAUCACACACAUGCACAAAUAUAUAUGUCACAAUUAAUCCAUUUUAAUAUUCUUUUGGCUAACCACCGAGUACAGAAUAAAGACUAAAGGCCUUUGGUACAGAAUGAACCAAACUUGUAUUAAAUAAAUCUUUUUUUUUAAAGAGUUUCUAAAGUAAUAACAGUCCUGUUGUAGACAGACGAAGGAAGAAUGUUGGCCACAAUUUGUGCAAUUAUGUGCUUGUAACUUUCGAUUUAAAAAACAUUCUUAUUUUAAAAUGCUGUAAAAACAUUUGAUUUAUUCAUAGAUAAUACCACACUGUUUACUGUAAAAUAAGUCUUUAUUUUAAG